This is a messenger RNA of Nomia melanderi (Alkali bee), 5106 nucleotides long. It is a transcript of the gene Uba2, whose product is annotated as Ubiquitin-like activating enzyme 2. Gene Ontology annotation, cellular component: cytoplasm; SUMO activating enzyme complex. Gene Ontology annotation, biological process: protein sumoylation. Gene Ontology annotation, molecular function: SUMO activating enzyme activity. The record is from RefSeq and is a predicted model, not a curated record. Lineage: Eukaryota; Metazoa; Arthropoda; Insecta; Hymenoptera; Halictidae.
CGGUGCAACAAUGAAGCCUGGCAAUAAUCGGUGCAUAGGAAGUGCACAUGGACUUCAGUGCUUCAUAGUAAUCGGCGGCAUUUGUUGGGAUUUACAUUUACGUAUUUAGCCUGAAAAAUGGCGGCCAAUAUCAAUGGUGUGUUUAGUGAAAGUUUGCAAAAUGCAAUAUUACAAAGUAAAGUGCUUAUCGUGGGCGCUGGUGGAAUCGGAUGCGAAAUACUAAAAAAUCUUGUUAUGACAGGAUUUAACGACAUUGAAAUUAUCGAUUUAGACACAAUUGAUGUUAGUAAUUUAAAUAGGCAGUUCUUAUUUCAAAAAAAGCAUGUAGGAAAAUCAAAAGCAUAUGUUGCAAAGGAGACUGCACAAACAUUUAAUCCUGAUGCCAAAAUAGUACAUUAUCAUGACAGUAUUACAUCUCCCGAUUACGGUAUAUCAUUUUUUAAAACAUUUAAGUUGGUUAUGAAUGCACUUGAUAAUCGAGCAGCCAGAAACCAUGUGAAUAGAAUGUGUUUAGCAGCAGAUGUACCUUUAAUAGAAUCUGGCACUGCUGGUUACGAAGGGCAAGUAGAACUUAUAAAAAAAGGACUUAGUCAAUGUUAUGAAUGUACACCAAAAGCUGCACAAAAAACUUAUCCUGGCUGUACAAUCCGUAAUACUCCCAGUGAGCCUAUUCAUUGUAUAGUUUGGGCUAAGCACUUAUUCAAUCAAUUAUUUGGCGAAGAAGAUCCCGAUCAAGAUGUUUCUCCAGACACUGCUGACCCAGAAGCAGCGGACUCAGCAGGCGAAGGUGCUUUAAAUUCAGAGUCAAAUGAAAAGGGAAAUGUCGAUAGAGUAUCAACAAGAGCUUGGGCACAGUCUAGUAAUUAUGAUCCAGAAAAGUUAUUCACAAAAUUAUUUCAUGACGAUAUAAAAUAUUUACUUAGUAUGGAUAAUCUGUGGAAGAAAAGAAGACCACCUACUCCUUUGAAUUGGAAAGAACUACCAGAUGGAGUACCAGGAUGUAGCAAAGAAAUAAAUGAACCUGGAUUAAAAGAUCAACAACGUUGGAGUAUAUCUAAAUGUGGAGUCAUAUUUGCUGAAGCAAUUAAAAACUUGAGCAAAACCUUAGCAGUUUCUCAAGAAAAAUCACCUAAUAAUCAUCUUGUUUGGGACAAAGAUGAUCAAAGUUCAAUGAACUUUGUUGCAGCUUGUGCCAAUAUAAGAGCUUACAUUUUUGGUAUACCUCAAAAGACAAGAUUUGAUAUAAAAUCAAUGGCAGGGAAUAUAAUUCCAGCAAUUGCAACUACAAACGCAAUUGUAGGUGGCUUAGUUGUUCUUCAUGCAUUUCGUAUAUUGGAGGAUAAAUUAAAAGCAUGCAGAUCUGUAUAUUUGCGAUCUAAAAUGAACCAUCGCAAUCAAUUGCUGGUGCCAGAAAAAAAUGUUAAUCCACCAAAUCCCAAAUGUUAUGUGUGUGCACCAACACCACAAGCUGUGUUGGCAGUUGACACAUCUAAAAUGACGAUUAAAGAGUUAGAUGAAGUAGUAUUAAAGAAUAGAUUGAAUAUGAUUGCACCAGAUGUUGUGAUAGAUGGUACUGGUUCUGUUGUGAUUAGCAGUGAAGAAGGAGAAACUGAAGGAAAUAAUAAUAAGGUUUUAGAAGAGCUAGGAAUUAAAGAUGGAACUAUUCUUAAGGUUGAUGAUUUCCAGCAGAAUUAUUUACUAACUGUAACUGUGGUCUAUAGAGAACGACCGAGUGCAAAAAGUGAUAAUCCCGAUUUCCUAAUCUUAGCUGAUGAAAAAGACCUUAAGCCUAAAGAAGAAAAUGAUUUGACAAAACCAUCUACUUCGAAUGGUCAGGUGGACCAUCAAUCCGAUGAUAACGUAAUGAUUGUUGAAGCUAAUGAUGUUUCACCGGAUGUAACAAAGAAACGUAAAAUUAUAUUGCCUGACGUGGCUGCAUCUUCAAAGAAACGGAAAGUAGAAGUUCAUGAUGUAGAUGAUGAUAUAUGUAUAAUUGAAAAUGAUAUGAAUAGCGAUGCCAGCGGUGACGCUUCAAAAUCAAAGUCUAAACGCAAAGUAUCGGAAGAUGAUGACUGUUUAAUUAUGCAUGACGAUAACGUACAAUCUGUUAUGUAAUGAAUGAAUUAAAACAAAACUGAACCAUCGUAUUUUAAAUGCUAGAUUUAAAAUCUGCAAAAAUGAGAAUUAGUAUAUGAAUUUUGUCUAAAACUAAAUGUCUAUUUGUACAAAAUACGAAUACGUGUAUGAAUUCCAGUAACGUUGAGUUGUGAGUUUCUUUGAACUAUUCAGUUUCCGUAAAAUUUUAUAAAUACGAUCCCUUAAUAGGAGAAGCAUAAUUAUUAAUGAAUCAGAAGGUACGUAUGAUGACAUGCUAUGAGAGUGAAUGUGUAUGUAUGAUAACGAUUUAAACUCAUUAAUAAUUUUCAAUGUAUUCUGAUUUCUAUGAGUAUUUAUGGAAGUACGUAAUCUUAUGUCAGUAGUAUGUCAUUUCAUAAGUGUACCUAUACCUUUUUAUAAGAAAGAAAUAAAUACUUUUUUGGUACUAUAAACUAAUCAUAACAUAUCAUUACUCAUAUAUAUAUAGCUAUACCAAUAUUUAAUAUUUAAUUCGUUUUAUUUGUACAAAAUAUAUACCGAUUCAAAUUAUAAUUGUACAUUUCAAAGUCAAUCUUAUAUCUUUCGUACAAUUUAAAAAUUAUACCUUGCGUCAAAUUUGCGAAAUAUUUACAUGUAGUAUCAAAAUUAGUAUAUCCUCCACGCGUUCCUUCCAGUUUUGGUAAAUAUACCUUAUUCGUAUCCAGUCCUAGUUUUGAAAAAAUAUAAUUAAUUUGUCCGGACGUAUAAUCGUCUAACUUUAAAACAUAAUUAUAUCGUAUGUUGCACACGCCACAGUGUGUAUAAUAACGAUUCCAAUGAACAUCGUCUUGCUCCGAACUUUGAAGUAGCCACAACAAAAAUUCUUUAAAAGUUGGUAUCAGCUUUAAUCUAUAGGAAAAAAUGAAUAUAUUAAAAAUUCCAUCAGUCUGAUUAUAAUAAACUUUUAUCAUACAACACUGUACCUUUUAUCACGCGUAAAUACUUUUUCUUGAAAAUUACCAGUAGUUUUAUUGGAACGGAAAAGCGUGGGCCUUGUAAGAUGAAAAAUUUGUUUAGCAUAUAUCCAAGCUUGUGCUGUAUGCUUUGAAUUAUCUUCUAUGCGAUCUCUAAACGGUGCAGAUAUUUUUUAAUACAAUGAAGACAGAUUAAACAGAAAUAAACAUACCUAUACGACGACACAAGCCUUUCAAAGGGAUGCCGCACAAUUAGAAAUUUAAAUAUUUUCGGGUCUUUCGCGAUAUGGUGUAGUUCCUUCAAAGAUUUUGGCGCUAGAAUAUCAACUUCCCUAUGGGAAAUAUGCGAAAUAAAAUAUCAAUUAUACAGAAACAAGAAAUUACAAUUACCUGUAGUAAUUGUGUAUAAUUCGACGAUGUUUCAUAUCAGAAAACAAUUUUGUGAAACUCGUCGAACCAACUUUACGUAUCCAACAAUAUAUGGAUUUUCUCUCAGAGUUGUACAGAAAAUGUCUUCUUAUUAAUGGAGUUUUUAAAUUAUAUUUCUCGCAUGUACUUGAAAUUUGUUUCAGUAUCGAUAUACUUUCCUAGUAAAAAAAUUAUUAUUGUCACUAUGUACUGUACACUGCAUUUAAAUUAUUUUAAUUCGUUUACCUGUAAAUUAAUUGAUUGGCCAUUCAUUUUAUCAUAUUUUGAAGAUUCUAUCUCAAAGUUAGUCGGUUUUGUAAUUGUUUGUUGCGCAGCUAAGUACUUUUUAUCUGACUGAUUAAUAAAAGAGACUGAAUUUGAAAAUACCAUACAAUAAAAACUGUGCUUAGUCUUCAACAAAAGAAAACAUAUAGCAAUGUAUAAAAUCACACACAAUGUGCACUUCAUAAAUUGCAUUCUGAACGACAUAAUUAAAACUGAAUCGAGUACUCUGACAGUCAGACACUUAGAUUAAAACUUCCGUCCGUGAAUUGUCUGUGGGGGUGGAAUGAAAGAUAAGAUUUAUCUUUAACUUCCAUUAUUUUCCAAUUUCUCUUCUUUUUUUAUUAUUAUUAAGGAGGAAAAAUUUAUUGUAAUAUAAUUACGCUAAUUAGGGAGGAUAUGAAAAAAGAAAACGAAAUAAAUGUAUACACCUUAUACUUUACUGCGAAAUAGCGUCAAAACAUGUAAAUCAAUGAUUUUAGUACAUAAUCACGGUGUUAGGCUGCUUCUGUAAAUAAGUAAUAAUAAUGAUUGAAUAAUUACAUACAAAUUGUAAAUUGUCUGUAUUAUUGAUCAUGACAAAAAUACUCUCUUUUGAAGUAGACACUUCUUACAAAACGUUCAUUACAAAAUUUUACGCGUAAUAACCAAAAGAAUGAUUCAGAAUCAUCUUUAUGUCACACUGAUUGUUGCAAAAGUAAAUCCUUCUACUUACGGCAGUGAUCUAUAUUGAAAUGGUACAAUAUUUUAUCAAAUUUGAUUAUGGAAAAUUUAAGUGUCAAUACAAAAACCAGUAUUAUCAAUACCCACAUUGAUUCACAAUUGAAUAUUUUUUUUCUUUUUAAUAUAAAAAUGGAUGUAUCAGAUAUGAAUAUAAGGAUUACAAAAAUAUAUAAAUAAUACUUAAGUUGUGUAAGAAACUUAAUGGUAAACUACACUGAUUCAAACAAUUGAUCAAAUAUAUAAUUGGUUAAUUUCGUUUAAUUUUGUUUAGAAAGUGUAAAGUAUUUAAGUUAAUUCUGUAUUAUAUGAAUUACUAAAACUACAUCUGUAUUAUAAUAAGAUAUUUUGUGAAUACCUUAUUAACAUUUAUUUAAUUAAAUAAAAAUUCAAAUACUGUCGGAACAUUUGAUCGCUUGUUUGUGUCACUGUAUAUUGAAUUGAUAUAACAUAUAAUUGAUUCUUUAUUGCUAAAUGCAAAUAACAUAAGAACCGAUCAAUUGUGAAUCAUUGUUCAAUUCUAUAGAUAAUCUUUUAUUUUUCUCUUAUUAAUUACGUAUUUUCUUGUACUACUCCAUAAUGUUACGUAAAAGAGAAACUAACUAUACCAUUUUUUUAUUUAUUAUUACACAAAUUGAAGCAUUUA